Molecule: messenger RNA, 220 nt
Organism: Microtus oregoni (creeping vole)
Lineage: Eukaryota; Metazoa; Chordata; Mammalia; Rodentia; Cricetidae
Gene: Defb1
Product: defensin beta 1
Exons: 2
Coding region: 14-199 (61 amino acids)
Biological process (GO): defense response to Gram-negative bacterium; innate immune response in mucosa; defense response to Gram-positive bacterium
Cellular component (GO): extracellular region
Molecular function (GO): CCR6 chemokine receptor binding
Source: RefSeq, a predicted model, not a curated record
UUACUUUCUCCUGAUGAUGUUAUUUUUCCUCUUCUCCCAGAUGGAGCCAGGUGCCGGUACUCUCACAAGUCUCGGACGCAGAACAGAUCAAUAUCGAUGCCUCCAACAUGGAGGAUUCUGUCUCCGCUCCAGCUGUCCUUCUAAUACCAGGCUACAGGGAACCUGUAAGCCAGAUAAGCCCAACUGUUGUAGGAGUUGACAGUGAUUUGAAGAAUGAGCA